Arabidopsis thaliana (thale cress) is the source of this 2803-nucleotide messenger RNA. RefSeq names its product Phototropic-responsive NPH3 family protein. The transcript has 3 exons. Gene Ontology annotation, biological process: protein ubiquitination. The coding region runs from base 199 to 1890 and encodes 563 amino acids. The record is from RefSeq and is marked reviewed. NCBI's taxonomy places the organism in Eukaryota, Viridiplantae, Streptophyta, Magnoliopsida, Brassicales, Brassicaceae.
UUUUAAUUUCAAGUUUUACCGAUUUGAUUUUUAAGAUAGAUUUUUGUUUCUGAAAUUUGGUUUUGUUUGCCUUUGGUUCUCUGUUUUCAUCCAUUGUUGCAGAACACAUGAGACUGAGUACUCUGUUUCUUGGAGAUUAAGAUACAGAGCAACUCACAAUUCUACUAUCCUUCAGAUGAUCAAAAACUCUUACAAAAAAUGUCAGAUUCAGAUAAGAAGAACAGCAAUGAGAAUCGAAAUUCAAUGUCAGCAUCAUAUGUAUCAGAUCUUCAUAUCAACGUUAAGGGUGUUCCAUUUCAUCUUUGCAAAGAAAUGUUAGCAAAGAGAUCGUCCAAAGUGAGCUCAUUACUCGAGCGAAACGAGAUCGAUGAGCUGCGUUUGAUCCUACGAGAUUUAGAAGUCGAUCCAGAAACCUUUGAGCUCGUCGCUAGAUUCUGUAAUGGCUCUGAAUUCAAGUUUACAUCUGAUACCAUCGUCUCUGUUCUCUGCAUCGCGUAUUACUUAGGGAUGAAUGAAGAACAAAGCUCUAAUAACUUGUUAGGCAAGGCAUCUGAGUUCUUAGAGCACCGAGUUUUUCCGAGCUGGAGUGAGACAAUAAAUGCUCUUCGUUCAGGGGACAAGAGUUUUGACAAGCUAGCUGAUGUUGGACUUGUUGAUGUGUUCUUUGAUUCCCUUAUCGAAAAAGCUUCCUACGAUCCAAGACUCCUUGGUGAACUGAUCAAGAACAGAGCAGAAACCGAUGAUUAUAGACCUAACCCUAGGAGAAGAUUGUUUGUUAUAGAUUGGAAAUCGGAAGAUUUGAUCACAAUUCCCCUUCGGUUAUAUGAACCUUUCAUGAUCCGAGCAAUCAAAUCCCGCAGCAUUCCUGUGGAAUACAUCGUGUUAUCUGUCUGUAAAUACGCGAAGAAAUGGGUUUUCGAUACAGAAGAAAGCCUUUCAGGGCAAAAGAGAGAAGCAAUUGAAGUGGUUGAGAGGCUUUUGCCAUAUCAGAGGGGGCUAAUCUCUUGUGAACUCUUAUUCGAAUCGCUAAAACAUUCAAUCUGGUUAGAAGCUAGCUCUGAAUGUCAAAACGGAUUCAUGAUCAGAAUCUGCAAGCAGCUCGACAUGGCUAAAUCAACUGAUCUCAAGAUUCUAUCCCGAGGUUAUGGAGAAAAAGCUGAGGGUUUCGAAAAUAUUGAGCUCGUUAAGACCGUCGUAAAGAGCUUUUACACUUACUACGCUAAUGAAGACUCUGAAACUGUUUCACAUUUCGUGAAAGUAGCAAAACUGUCGGAAGAAUUUCUGUUCUUGGCUGCAAGUGAGGCUUCUCUGAAGCUCGAGGCUUUUGUGGAGUUAGCGGAGAUGACAGUGGCUGUUUCGCAAGGUAUUUUGAGCUACUCAGAUGGGAUUUACAGAGCCAUUGAUGUAUUCUUGGAGAGCCAUAGAUACUUAACUGAAUCAGAGAAGAUGGAAGUUUGUAAAGUUCUUGAAUGUGGUAAACUCUCUCAGGAAGGAUUCGAACGAGCCGCGAAAAACCAGAAGCUUCCUCUUAGAAUCGUUGUUAAUGUUUUGUGCGUUUCUCAGCUUCAGAUACGUGAUACAGUGGCUAAAGAGAUUAAGGGUAUGGAAGAGAAAGUAGAUGAAGAAGAAGAAGAAGAAAUUGAGGUUUCGAGCGAUGAAGAUGAGAUGGAGAAGAUGAGUAAUAAGUUAUUAGGACUUGAGAUUGAGAAUGAUGAAUGUGUUGUUCAUCGUCGGAAGAAUAUGAAGAAGAAGAAGAAGAAGAUAAGUGUGUGGGGGCAAGUGAAGAGGAAGUUUGGUUGCUUGAAUUCUUCUUCUUCUUCUUAUUCAGUUGAUGCUUGCACCUGUGAUGUCAAGAAGAAGAAGAAGAAGAUUCAUCAUCACUACGAAUAACGAAUACAUUCAGUUCAUGUUCUGUUCUUGCUCUGUUUCUGACAUUGGAGAAACAAUUUUUCAGGUUCUGUUUUUUUUGUGGUUACUGAUUGUCUUAUAAUUCUUCAAAAAUCCAUAAGCAUAAAAAAAUUAAAGCUACAACAAAACAAAUUCUUCUAUGGGUCUUUUACAUGGUAAUUAGUUCUUACUUAAAGAACAACAUUCCUUGACUCACACGUCAACGAGAGAGGUAUCUUUCUCAAAGCCUCUAUCUCUCUGUUCAAUCUUGUUUGCACAACCUGAAAGAAAAAAAGAUCAGGUCUUGAUCCCAGCGAUAGAUAUCGAUCAUCCAGUCUCAGAUCAUUUGUUUCCGUUCGAUACUCUUAAUGGAGUCCUAUCGCAGUCCUCAUCGACACUACUCUCAUCAUCAUCGCUCUUUGAAUUCGAUCUACCAUUUUCUUGAUCUUCUUCUUCUUCGAUUCGCAUAUGAUCCUGAAUCAGAUUAUUAGAACUACUCUCGUUGUGAUCUUCCUCUUUUCCACCUUCUUCAUCCCCAAGAACCACCACAUUCCCGAAUUGCACGUGCUUCUCACCUUCCCUCGGUGAAUUCCUCGGCGCCGGAUCCGAAGUUGUCGUGACGGUUUCCGGAGCCUUGUUAGGAUCGCCUUUCUCCGGAUCGAAACUGGUAACGCUCUUGCUAUUAAAGAUGGUGCUCUGGCUAACAAAGAUGACGCAAGGUUUGAGGACGCAGGAGUAAACGUAAGCCAAGAACCAAAAGAGCCAAGGGACACCAACAAAGACCAUACCCGCUUGUAGAAACAGAGGGUUCGGAUCAGAACGGACCAGGUAAAGUCCUAAAAGGACUCCUCCUAUGAGGAUACAUGAAAGGAAGAGAACAGUGAUAAUGUAUAUUCUUGGAUCACCUUUUCUCUGA